AUGAAGCUCGUCUGGAUAGUCCAGCGCCUCGGCCGGCAAGGCCAACGACGAAAAAUAGUCCGGAUAGCUUCAUCGCUCUUUUUCAUAGUAGCCCUCACUGCCCUAUGUCUCUAUGUCCUGCUUGCAUAUUACCUGGCGAAUGAUCCGCGGCUGGUGCCCGUCGCGUUUCAGCACGCAAAGAGUAUCCUCUUCGUAACUGCCCACCCGGACGACGAGACGCUCUUCUUCAGUCCGAGCAUCACGUACCGACGCGAUGAUCCGCACGUGAAGCGGGCGUUGCUGGCGAUCUCCUCUGGAAAUUACGAGGGAAUCGGCGAGCGUCGCCGACAGGAAAUCCACGAUAGCUGCUCCGUGCUUGGCAUCAUCCCGGAUCGCUGCAUCGUACUGGACAAUGCCGAGCUGCAGGAUAAUCCCAAGAAAUGGUGGAAUGAGGAUCUGAUCAAGGACCUUGUUGCGUCGCAUGUCCAGAAAUGGAAUGUUGAUUUGAUCAUCACCUUCGACAAUGGAGGCGUCUCGGGCCAUAUCAACCAUAGAGCCGUCAGCGCCGGUGUCCGAAAAUACAUCGCAAGCACACCGCAAGCCCCGCCCGCAUACACCCUGCAAAGCACCUUCCUCCUCCGCAAAUACUCGUCGCUUGUCGAUCUCAUCCCGACCGCUAUCCCGUUCUCGUGGCGCAUUCUCAAAGCUAUCCUUACCUCUCCCGCAGCGAGCGCAGCAGACGGCGUCCAUGAUCUUUCUCCGCUCGAUGCAUACAAUGACAAAGUCCUGCUGGUGAGUCCCUGGCGGACGUACCUGGUCUCGCGAGCGGCAUUCAGCCAGCACGCGAGCCAGUACUCGUGGGAUCGGUCGCUUUACCUGGUGGUUAGUCGGUAUAUGUGGUUUAACAAUUUGAAUAAAAUGGUAGUUUGA
Messenger RNA from Aspergillus pseudoviridinutans, 909 nucleotides. RefSeq names its product PIG-L family deacetylase. Gene Ontology annotation, biological process: GPI anchor biosynthetic process. Gene Ontology annotation, molecular function: N-acetylglucosaminylphosphatidylinositol deacetylase activity. The transcript has 4 exons. NCBI's taxonomy places the organism in Eukaryota, Fungi, Ascomycota, Eurotiomycetes, Eurotiales, Aspergillaceae. Bases 1 to 909 code for a protein of 302 amino acids. The record is from RefSeq and is a predicted model, not a curated record. Gene Ontology annotation, cellular component: endoplasmic reticulum.